Molecule: messenger RNA, 2575 nt
Organism: Rosa chinensis
Lineage: Eukaryota; Viridiplantae; Streptophyta; Magnoliopsida; Rosales; Rosaceae
Product: serine/threonine-protein kinase BSK3
Exons: 11
Coding region: 731-2206 (491 amino acids)
Biological process (GO): brassinosteroid mediated signaling pathway; protein phosphorylation
Molecular function (GO): protein kinase activity; ATP binding; protein binding
Source: RefSeq, a predicted model, not a curated record
GGGCAUUACAGAACUAAAUUCAAUCCUCCACCCAGAAAAUCCAAGACCACCGUUGGCGGUGGAAUUUAAAUAAAUGCUUAAAAGAACAAAAAAUACUAUUCAACCCAAAAUUAAAUUGGCCCAUUCUUCGCAACUACUAGAAGGAAUAUGAAAUAUCCUACACUCGUGACAUGUUUGUAAUAAGUUAAAUUCAUUUGUUUAUUUUGGUGUUUACACCAAAACGAGGACUAUUGGAAACACCGGUCUUUCAUUCCUCUUGUUAUUUUGCGCAGAUCUUGAGCCGUUUCGAUUUUUAUUGGAUUUGGGUUUUUUGUUUGGGAUUGAUUUUUGUGGUGAAAGCUUGGAUCUUUUUUUGUUUGAGGUUUGGUUUGAUAGAGAAAGGGGGAGGAUUUGAUUGGCUCAAGAUACCCAGAAGGGGGUUUUUGACAUUGGAGAAGAGGUUUUGAAGGUUUUAGGUUGGUCAAUUUGGAUGCUUUUGGUUACUGGGUUUUGAGUUUUGGAAUCUGGGUCCUGGUGUUUCUGCCGGUUUCAGCUCCAGAAAGUUGUUUCAGGAGCUUUUACUCAAUCAGAUGAGGAAGCCUGGAUUAGGCAGUAGUCUUUUGUCAUACAAUCAAAUUGAUGUUGUCAGUCUGAAGCUAAAUGGAUCGGAUUUUUGCUGAAGUUGUUUUUGUUGAGAGGCACAGUGUGGAAAAGGAUUUAUAGUUUUAAGCUCUGAUAUUGUGAGAUUGACAUGGGGAGCCAAUGCUCCAAACUCAUACCAUGCUGUGGGGAUUCACAAUUCAAUGCAGCAGCGGUUCUUGAAGCUCCCGCUAUUGAAAAUGUGGAGAAGAGCGAGGUUGACUACUUGCCUAGAUUUUGUGAAUUCACGCUUGAGCAGCUUAAAAAUGCUACAUCUGGUUUUGCAGUGGAGUACAUUGUGUCUGAACAGGGAGAGAAGGCUCCAAAUGUUGUUUAUAAAGGGAAAUUGGAAAACCAGAUGAGAAUUGCUGUUAAGCGCUUCAAUAGGGUGGCUUGGCCUGAUGCUCGGCAAUUUGUGGAAGAGGCAAGAUUGGUUGGUCAGCUCCGCAACCAUAGAUUGGUAAAUUUGCUUGGCUGCUGCUGCCAAGGUGAUGAGAGGUUGCUUGUGGCGGAAUAUAUGCCCAAUGACACACUUGCAAAACACCUUUUCCAUUGGGAUGCACAGCCUAUGAAAUGGACAAUGAGAUUGAGGGUUGUUUUACAUCUUGCACAAGCCCUAGAAUACUGCACAAGCAAGGGGCGUGCCCUUUAUCAUGACCUUAAUGCUUACAGAGUUUUAUUUGAUGAGAAUAGUAAUCCUAGAAUAUCUACCUUUGGCCUGAUGAAAAAUAGUAGGGACGGGAAGAGUUAUAGUACAAAUCUGGCAUUUACUCCUCCUGAAUAUCUUAGAACUGGGAGAGUGACACCAGAAAGUGUGAUAUACAGCUUUGGAACUCUUUUACUUGAUCUUCUCAGUGGAAAGCAUAUUCCCCCUAGUCAUGCCCUAGACCUUAUUCGAGACAGAAAUCUUCAGAUGCUGACAGAUUCUUGCUUGGAAGGACAGCUGUCUCAAGAUGAUGGUACUGAAUUGGUACGCUUGGCUUCACGAUGUUUACAAUCUGAACCCCGAGAGCGACCAAAUCCUAAGUCAUUAGUUGCUGCUUUGACUACUCUUCAGAAAGAAACUGAGAUUCCUUCUCAUGUUUUGAUGGGUAUCCCGCACACUAACUCCUGCUCUCCUCUUUCACCACUUGGUGAAGCCUGCUCCAGAAAGGAUUUGACUGCAAUCCAUGAGAUCCUAGAGAAUAUCGGCUAUAAAGAUGAUGGAAUGACAAAUGAGCUCUCGUUCCAAAUGUGGACGGACCAAAUGCAGGAAACAUUAGAUUCAAAGAAAAAUGGGGAUUCUGCUUUUAAGCAGAAGGACUUCAGAACUGCAAUCGAAUGUUAUUCACAGUUCAUUGAUGUUGGAAACAUGGUUUCUCCCACCAUUUUUGCCCGUCGUAGUUUGUCUUAUCUCAUGGAUGAGAUGCCUCAGGAGGCUCUAAAUGAUGCAAUGCAAGCUCAAGUAAUUUCCCCAAUAUGGCACAUUGCAUCUUAUCUUCAGGCUGCUGCGCUUUCUGCACUCGGAAUGGAGACUGAGGCACAAUCAGCACUGAAGGAGGGUACUCUGCUUGAAGCCAAAAGGAACACUGCAGGUGGACACAAGUGAAGAUCAAGGCUGAGGUACUAAAUAUGGCACUUCUCAGUUUCGCUCUCAACAUAUAUAGAUGUUAACGAGGUCCAAACAAGGGAAGUCAAAGUUUCACACUGAUGUUUGAUAUAUGUUGUACGCUAGUUUGUAUUUGAAUUCCUCUAUUUGAUUUGAUCCCUUGUAAAUCAAAUGAUUCCACUAUACAAUUACUUUGAAAAACAAUGAAAAAAAAAGUUGUAGACAGUUGGAGGAAAAGAUGCAGUUCAGGAGCAUGUGAUUUAUGUACAGUAAAAUUCCCUUACAUUCUUUGGGAUGAAAAAACAGUUGGAUUUAGGAAAAGAGCUGUGAGACGGUCUAUCGUUAAUUAUAAGGUUUUUUUUGGAGUUA